CGGCCACGUUAGCACAGGAAAAAAUAUUCUGUAUUUGAUAUUUGAUAGUCCAAGUAAUCACUUAGUAAUCUGUGGCGAUAAAAUGAAUAAUUUUUACUGUUCCUUUGUGAGCAUCCACUAUAUUAUCUGUGAGUGCGGAGAUACAUUUCCAACAGAAGAAGGUCUUCAAUUACAUUUAGAGAGUGAACACAAAACUCCGAGUAUCGAAAGAAAUGAAUACCAAUGCAGUACGUGCGAUAAGAUCUUCCCGACUGAGAAGUUGUGCCUUAUCCACCUACAAGUUCACUCAAGGAAUGUCAGAGCCAAGCGUGAGCCGAAAAACCCAUCUCCAAACAAAAAGAGAUACUUCACCUGCAAAAACAUCGUGUGUGAAGUCUGUGGCAAGAGAUAUGCAUCGAACGCAGCGUUACGUUAUCACCAGAGGGUUCACACCGGGGAGAGGCCGUACCAAUGUACCAUGUGCCCCAAGACCUUCACUAUGCCUCUAUUCCUGCAGAUCCAUAUACGCACGCACACGGGCGAGCGUCCGUACGAGUGUCCUCUAUGUCCCAAGGCAUUCAGCAAUAAGGCAGCCUUGUUGAGACACGAUAGGGUGCACACGGGGAUAAAACCUUACGAAUGCCCGCAAUGUGGGAAAUUCUUCACACAAUCCAACUCUAUGAAGCUGCACGUCAAAACUGUGCACUUGAAAAUGCCGACACCAUACAAAAGCAAGAACAGGCGGGCAAAGCAAGCUCUGAGACGUAGCAACAUAGCAAUGCACGGCCAUCCUGAACGCGUGAGGGGUCCAGUGAAGGAGUACGACCCGCGGGACAAGGUGGAGGUCAAGAUUGAAACGAAUGAGGACAGUGUGCAGCAAUUAGAGUAUGAAGACUGCGAUGUUGAUGGCGACGGUGAUGUCUACCAUGAGGUUUACCAAGAUCACGAUCAAGAACAGGCUGAGUACGAGAACAUAAAAGUGGAGGUCAGCGAAAUACCCAUGUAUGAAGAAGACGUUGAACAGUCUGACGUUAUCUACGAAGAGGUCUACGAGAUGGAAGAAAUAUAAAUAUGUAUCAGAAAAUACAAAUGUAUACAUCAUUUAUGCUAAUCAGUAUAAAAUUGUAAUUGACACCAUGUGUCUAAAUAUAGUGGUCACUCUUUUGCACUAAUAACAGGUGAGUGAGUCCACUCACUUCACAUGCCGUUACAUUGUGACAGAUUUAAAGCAAUACAACAUCUUACCUACGAGAUCGAGGCAAUUUAGAUGUGUAUCUGAAAAUUCAAUUGCAUACAUCAUGUUAAUCAGUAUAAAAUUGUAAUAGCCACUAUGUGUCUAAAUAUAGUGGUCACUCUUUUGCACUAAUCACAGGUGAGUGAGCUCACUCACUUCACGAGCUCAAUAGAACACCUUAUAUAGUUUUUAAACGUCUAUGUUGAGUUGUCAAGGACCGAAACAAUGUGUUUGAUCUAUGCCAAGUUAUGUAAGAAACAAUGUGCUUUAACUCAUUAAACUAGUAAUAGCCAAAAUAUCUAUGUGAGGAGAGUUUGUAAGACAGUCUGAUGUUACCUACGAAGAGAUCUACGAGAUGGGGGAAAUUUAGAUCUGAUAAAGUCAAAAGUCAAAGUCAAAGUCAAAUAUUUCUUUAUUCAAAUAGGCACAUAUAUGGCAUUUUUGAUGCGUACAUUACAUGUAAAAUAUAACAUAGAAGUGAGUUAAUACCAUUAUGUUAAUCAGUAUAAAGUUGUACUGGACACCACAUGCCAAAAUAAAGUGAUCACUCUCUUGCACUAAUGACAGGUGAGUGAGCUCACUCACUUCACAUAUCGACACAUUGUGACAAAUUGAACCUACACUAGGCCUUCAGUAGUAUUUAAAAGUGUAAUCUAUACAGAGUUGUACGUGAAACAAUGUGUUUUGAGGCCCCGGGAGACGUAUAAGAUUUUCUCGCUCGCUAUCGAGGUGUCGUUUUCGCAAAUACAGCCGAGUCUAAGGCUGUGGGUUCGAUUCCCACCACUGUAAAAGGUUUGCGUGAUAAACAUGACUGUUUUUUAGUUAUGGGUGUUUGUAUCAUCAUUGUAAUCUUUCAUUCAUUUGUCUUAUAUUCAUCCACAAAUUAUGUAGUUCUAUCUAGUUAGUGUCC
Pararge aegeria (speckled wood butterfly) is the source of this 2123-nucleotide messenger RNA. Its product is annotated as zinc finger protein 709-like. Gene Ontology annotation, biological process: regulation of transcription by RNA polymerase II. Lineage: Eukaryota; Metazoa; Arthropoda; Insecta; Lepidoptera; Nymphalidae. The record is from RefSeq and is a predicted model, not a curated record. The transcript has 7 exons. Gene Ontology annotation, molecular function: RNA polymerase II cis-regulatory region sequence-specific DNA binding; DNA-binding transcription factor activity. The coding region runs from base 83 to 1048 and encodes 321 amino acids.